Molecule: messenger RNA, 312 nt
Organism: Synchytrium microbalum
Lineage: Eukaryota; Fungi; Chytridiomycota; Chytridiomycetes; Synchytriales; Synchytriaceae
Exons: 5
Coding region: 1-312 (103 amino acids)
Biological process (GO): nucleosome assembly
Cellular component (GO): nucleosome
Molecular function (GO): protein heterodimerization activity; DNA binding; structural constituent of chromatin
Source: RefSeq, a predicted model, not a curated record
AUGUCUGGACGAGGAAAGGGCGGAAAGGGUCUUGGCAAGGGCGGUGCCAAACGUCAUCGAAAAAUUCUUCGUGACAACAUUCAAGGAAUCACCAAGCCCGCUAUCCGUCGUCUAGCACGUCGUGGAGGUGUCAAACGUAUCUCUGGUCUGAUCUACGAAGAAACCCGUGGUGUGCUCAAAGUCUUUUUAGAAAACGUCAUCCGUGACGCCGUCACCUACACUGAACACGCUAAACGUAAAACCGUCACAUCUUUGGACGUUGUCUAUGCUCUCAAGCGACAAGGCCGUACUCUCUACGGUUUCGGUGGUUAA